This is a messenger RNA of Entrophospora sp. SA101, 1374 nucleotides long. The record is from the annotation of a GenBank genome assembly. NCBI's taxonomy places the organism in Eukaryota, Fungi, Glomeromycota, Glomeromycetes, Entrophosporales, Entrophosporaceae.
AUGAAAGCAAGAGACUCAAGCAAGCAGAAAUUUUAUUCAUUGAUUUUUCAUUUUUUAGAACUGGCAAGUGAAAGAAUGAUUGAAUUUUGGAAAGCUGCUUUAUCAUUAAUGAUUAAUCCAGAUGAUAAGCUUAUUUCCCUUCCAGAUGGUGUAAAUAUCUUUGGUAGUAAAAGUUUUGGAUCUGCUUUCAUAAUUCGUGAAUGUUAUACAGAUUUGUGGAAAUUGAUCACUGAAGAUAAAAAUUAUAAUGGCUGGAUUGUCACUGGAAAUCCUGGCAUUGGAAAAUCAAUGUUUGGAUUUUUUCUUUUGAUAUAUUUGGCUAAACAGGGGAAAACUGUGAUAUAUGAACAUUUCUUAAUGAAGGAUCAACAUAAAUUUCAACCUGAUGGUUGUGUUUUCAAAGGAGAAUUUAGAAAAGAACUCCAGGAUGGUGAAACUUGGUAUAUCAUGGACACAACAGUUCCAAAAACUCUGGAUAUAAUGGCAAAAAAGGUUUUUAUUGACUCUCCAGAUAAUGAGGCCAUGAAACAAUUUCAAAAAGAGUCUGAUACUGCAAGUGAAUUGAUAAUGCCCCCAUGGACAAAGGAAGAGAUAAUGGAUAGCCAUAGAAAUAUUUAUAGUCAUAUUUCUGAAGAUAUGGUCAACAAACAAUAUGAUUUGUGGGGAGGUAUCCCUAGUGGGAGAUGUGCUAAUAUUGUUAAUGAUGGAAAGUUCAGUUGUGAGACAAGUCAUAAAAUAUAUCACAUUUACACAACACCACCAAAUUAUAAUAAUAUAUGCAUGGAAUUUGCCUCUCCCUAUGCAUGCAAGAAAGUUGUAGAACUGUAUGAACAACAGCAUAAAUCAGAACUGCUUGCUUUUUUGAAAGCAAGUAACUAUGGAGUAUGGGGAAGUGUAUGUGGAAAUUUAUUUGAAAGCUAUGCUCACAGAGUUAUAUCAAGAGGAGGGACUUUUAAUGUACAUGAACUUAGUCAAUCUGCUACAGAAUCUGAAGAAAUUAAUAUAGAAUUUCCUAAAUACAAAUUAAAGAAAUACAAAGACAUUAGUGAAAUUGAAAACAAUUCAUAUUGUAUACCUCAUUCCAAAACAAAUGAAGGUUUUGAUUCAUUGGUUCCUCCAAAUAAAUUUUUUUCAAAUGACUGUAAGCCAUGCCCAUCCAAUAAAAUUAAAGUAUUUAAAAAAGUCAAGGGUUUGAUGGAUGGUGAAGAUAUUUGUCUUUAUUUUGUUGUUCCAGAAAGCACACACAAAAAUUUUUAUAAAGUGCAGCAAAUUUUGACAUCGGACAAGAAGAUUACUAUUGAUAGGUGGGUUAAUGAAAUAAAACAAUAUGCUCUGUGUAUUAACUUGGACAUGGCAUCAGAUACUAUUUCAUAG